This is a messenger RNA of Batrachochytrium dendrobatidis JAM81, 282 nucleotides long. RefSeq lists its product as uncharacterized. The record is from RefSeq and is a predicted model, not a curated record. Lineage: Eukaryota; Fungi; Chytridiomycota; Chytridiomycetes; Rhizophydiales. The transcript has 2 exons. The coding region runs from base 1 to 282 and encodes 93 amino acids.
AUGCAAUCGACUCUUUCACAACAACUACCGCAAUACUUUCCACUCAAACUGAAAAAGUGUGCUGCUCCAGCUGAAGCCUUUUUUGCUUGUUUUGAAACCGAGGCUGCUCCAAAUGGUGAUCGAGAUGUAGCACGAAAAGCCAUUGCAAAGUGUGGUGAACAACUCAAUGCAUACAAGGCUUGCAUGGACAACUUUGUCGGACCCAAAGCCGCCAGUCGAUCUGUUCCAGUGACUGGAUGGAGCAGAUGGGUUUCAUGGUCUGCAUGGACUGGUCAGGCUUAA